Molecule: messenger RNA, 854 nt
Organism: Podarcis muralis (Common wall lizard)
Lineage: Eukaryota; Metazoa; Chordata; Lepidosauria; Squamata; Lacertidae
Source: RefSeq, a predicted model, not a curated record
AAGCUGACCCUUUUCUUUUCCCUCCUGUCUAUUAUGCAGUACGACGAUUUACCCCAUUACGGUGGGAUGGAUGGAGUGGGGAUCCCGAGCACCAUGUACGGGGACCCCCAUGCCGCCAGAUCCAUGCAGCCCGUCCACCACAUGAAUCACGGUCCUCCGCUUCACUCCCAUCAAUACCCGCACACAGCUCACACCAACGCCAUGCCCCCAAGCAUGGGCUCCUCCGUCAAUGACGCUUUAAAGAGAGAUAAAGAUGCCAUUUAUGGACACCCCCUCUUCCCCCUCUUAGCACUGAUUUUUGAGAAAUGUGAAUUAGCGACAUGCACUCCCCGGGAACCCGGGGUGGCGGGCGGCGAUGUUUGCUCCUCAGAGUCUUUCAACGAAGACAUAGCAGUGUUUGCCAAACAGGUCAGAAAACAAGUCUCAAUGCAAAUCUCUUGCACUUUCCCUCCUGUACUGUUCCAAAUGUCUGGUGAUGACGAGAGUAAUAGCAGCAGCAGCAGUAAUAGCACUAAUAAAGUGACAAGGCUAGAAUGCAUUGGAACUGUUAUCCCUUGUCACACACGCCCCCUCCCCGGAAUGGAUCGCAAGCCUCCGGCCUCAGGUUCCUCCCCACAUUGACUCGGGGGCGAGCCUCGGAGGUUUUCUGCCCUCUGCCCGCCACCUUGCAAAGGAGCCUGCUUCAGGCUUUUGGACCAAGGCGCAGCUGACGCUCGAAAGCCUCUGCUUGGCGUGGCGAAAGUGCUGCUGGCUUCAGCCCCCGAAAGUAUUCCCGGUGCCUUCGCUUCGCUUCCCUAAGCGGGUGCCUUCCUAAUCCCGCACUCGGGGGCUUUGCAUGAAAGAUUGCAUAAAGG